Molecule: messenger RNA, 1650 nt
Organism: Saccostrea echinata
Lineage: Eukaryota; Metazoa; Mollusca; Bivalvia; Ostreida; Ostreidae
Exons: 1
Coding region: 1-1650 (549 amino acids)
Molecular function (GO): zinc ion binding
Source: RefSeq, a predicted model, not a curated record
AUGGCAAUCGUCAGCACCCAGCAGAAAGUACGGCAGUGUUCUCAAUGUCAGGAAAAUACAGAAUUCUACUGUAACACAUGUAAAUACAACCUUUGUCAACAGUGUAAAGAAAGACAUGUUAUUGAUCUAGAUACCAAAUUCCAUGAUGUUGUGAUUUAUCGUGAGAAAUAUGAAUACAUCCCAAAACAAGAAACCUGUGUGAGACAUCCAGGCAAAAUUUAUGAAUUGUACUGUCCCUCUUGUGAACUUCCUGUCUGUUUCCAAUGCAAAGAACGACAUGAAACACACAAUAUUGUGAACAUUAGAACAGCUUAUAAAACAAAUCGACACCAUCACAAAGAAAUCAUUCAGAACAUCAGAAGUGAUAUUAUCUAUAACAGCUAUUUUCUUCUGGCAGGAAUCAAAACUGAUGUAAAAAAUAGAAAAACUUGUCAAACAAAGAUCUCCAACCUUCAAAUAGGAAUGUCAGAAAAAGGCCAGAAACUAAAGAUAGUCAUUGACAAUGCGAUAUGUGAUAUUUUACAUUUUAUGUCUCAGAGAUUACCACAACAAAAAAGAAAAAUGACCAGAUACCUUGUCAGCAUAGAGAACUAUAUGUAUAAAUAUCGAUUGAAACAGACAGCAAACAGACCUGUGCAAUUCCUAUUAUUCCUAAAGGAACACCAUGUUCACAAGAUAAAGGACACUCCUAAUCUUGCAAAACACGCUCGGUUGUGCAUGGAAAUAAAAAUGAAGUUUGGAAUGACGUUUAUGAGUGGUAUUCAAAUCAUAGAGUCAGGAAAAAGACAAGCUACAAAUGAAUGUCUUCUGAAAAGGAUGUAUACACCCGUGUUAAAAAGAUGUGUCAUAGUUGAAGGGAAAGGAAUGGGAUAUGUAUCUCACAUUUCACAUGUGACACCGGACCAGGUAUGGAUUAGUGAUUGGAACAAUCUCAUCUUAGCAAAUAUGGAAGGUAACAGACUGCAUCAUCUGACAGAUAUACUUAGUGAAUGGGGAGUACACACAGUGAACAUUACCUGUGAACUUAUCUAUAUAGACAGGUAUUAUAACAUUAAAAAACUUUCUAGAGAUAACAGAACAUUGACAACACUGAUUGAGAAAACAGAAUAUUGGGAACCUCGCUGUGUCAAAAGUUCCUCCAUCAAUGGAGAUCUACUGGUCGGGAUGAGGAAUACUCGUUCAAAAGCAGCCAAAGUAACACGGUUUAACGACAAAUUACAAUUUAUACAGACAAUACAACACAAGAAUAUAGGUCAGAUAUACAGUAAUCCUGUCCACAUCACAGAGAACUGCAAUGGAGAUGUUAUUGUGUCUGACUGGGACCAUGGUGCUCUGGUGGUGACAGAUAGUGCAGGAAGAUAUCGCUUCUCCUACCCUGAGUCAAGAUCGAUAUAUCCACGUGGGGUCUGUACAGACGUGUUGUCAAACAUUCUGGUGUGUGAUGUUAGGCCUGCCACUUACAAUAUACACGUGGUGAACAAAGACGGUUUCUUCCUGUCGAAGAUACUGUCACGAGAACAUGGGAUAUACACACCAAGGGGUCUGAGUUAUGAUGAAAAAUCUCACCUUUUGUGGUUUGGAUCAAGUGUCAACAGGGUGUAUGUAUACAGAUAUAUAAACAGGGACUAUCAAACAGGUGAACGUAAUUAA